Messenger RNA from Melampsora larici-populina 98AG31, 1923 nucleotides. RefSeq lists its product as uncharacterized. Lineage: Eukaryota; Fungi; Basidiomycota; Pucciniomycetes; Pucciniales; Melampsoraceae. Bases 1 to 1923 code for a protein of 640 amino acids. Gene Ontology annotation, cellular component: nucleolus. The record is from RefSeq and is a predicted model, not a curated record. Gene Ontology annotation, molecular function: ATP binding; nucleic acid binding. The transcript has 4 exons.
AUGUCCGAACCUUCAACCAAACCAUCUCAGUCCAACUCAAAAACCAACCAUCAAAUCUCAUUCGAUCAACUCAAUCCACCUCUCAACCCACUCAUUCUCUCUUCACUCGCUUCCUUAUCACUCUCACAUCCAACUCAAGUACAACGAGAUUUCAUUCCACUUGCCUUAUCAGGAAAAGAUAUCUUAGCAGGAUCAAGAACAGGUUCAGGAAAAACUUUAGCAUAUGCUAUUCCGAUUAUCCAAAACAUACUUGAUUUAAGAGCCAAGAAACGAUUAAAUCCAAUUGAAAUCAUUAAUUUUAAUUUAAAUGCUAUUAUCUUGGUACCCACUCGAGAACUUAGUGAACAAGUUUCGGUUACAUUUAGAUCACUUUGUAAUGGGAUGGGAUCAGAAGCUAUUAUUGAAGUUUUAAAUUUAUCUGCACCUGAUGCAUCAGGAUCUAAAAAAAGAAAUUCUGGAAGCUCACCUGACGUCUUGGUAUCUACCCCAGCAAAACUUUUGAGUAAACUUCGAAGCGGAUCAUUAAAUCUAUCGAAUCUUUCAUUCUUAGUCUUGGAUGAAGCAGAUCUAAUCCUUUCAUACGGACAUUCAUCUGAUGAUAUCAAAUCGAUUCUUUCAGGCUCGGGUAAUGCAGAUGGAAUCACAUGGCGAUUUCCAAACUUUUAUCAAAGUUUUUUAAUGUCAGCUACCAUGACAGAAGAAGUAGCACAAUUAAAGAAUUUAGUUUUAAGAGAUCCAGAGAUCUUGAUGGUAAAAGAAACGGAAUCUGAAUUAAAGAAUUUAACUCAAUUUUCAAUUGGAAUUACGAAUGAACAAGAUAAAUUUUUAUUGGUUUAUGUGAUCUUUAGAUUAAGAUUAAUUAAAGGAAAAGGUUUAAUUUUUGUUAAUUCGACUGAUAAAUCUUAUCAACUUAAAUUGUUUUUAGAAAAGUUUGGGAUUAGAAGUGGGGUUUUGAAUUCAGAGUUACCGUUUAAUUCUAGAUAUCAUGCUGUUCAAGAAUUCAAUCGAGGUGUAUUUAAUUAUCUUAUUGCAACUGAUGAGAGUGGUGAUAGUCGUGAUGAUGAAGAUGAACAAGCAGAUCAAAGCGUGGAAGAAGCUUCAUCUCUCCAAGAAUCUAAGCCUGAUGCAGAAGUGGAAACAACAGUCUCUGAGAAAUCAUCUAAAAAGAGAAAACGAAAGGAGUCUGCUAAAGACCGAUUCGCUGACCGAUCACAAGACUAUGGUGUUUCCCGUGGUGUAGACUUUGUAGAUGUAGGAUGUGUGAUUAAUUUUGAUAUACCACCUUCUGCUCGAUGUUAUACACAUCGGAUUGGUCGUACUGCAAGAGCUGGAAGAACAGGAAUCUCGCUUUCUUUUGUUCGAUCAACUGCCAGUACUUCUACCCAGAAGAAUGUAGAUCAACAGGUUACCAAGGAUUUGAACACUUGGCAAAGGAUAGAAGAACAACAACGUCAAAGAGGUUCUGAGAUUAGAGAAUAUAAGUUUGAUAUGACUCAAGUUGAAGGAUUUAGGUAUCGGAUGCAAGACGGAUUACGUUCGGUUACUAAAGCUGCAAUUCGAGAAGCAAGAAUUAAAGAAAUUAAGAAUGAAGUGAUGAACUCGGAAAAGUUAAAGUCUCAUUUUGAAGCCAACCCAAACGAUCUAGCAUUCCUCAAACACGACAAACCAUUACAUCCGACUCGAAUCCAACCACAUAUGAAACAUGUACCAUCCUAUCUUGUUCCUAAGAUCGCACCAGUAGCUAUCAAUCAAACAGAAGGAGAUACAAGAACGAUUUGUAGACCUGAAACAUCAGUGGUUAAAACUUCUGGUGCUCGAUAUCAUAAAGAAGGUCGAAAAUCUAAUCGAGGAGGUAGAGGAGGUAAAAGUAGUAGGGGAGGUGGACGUAAAAAAGAUCCAUUGAAAAGCUUUAGCUUGAAAUGA